This is a messenger RNA of Perkinsus marinus ATCC 50983, 620 nucleotides long. RefSeq names its product thioredoxin H-type, putative. Lineage: Eukaryota; Perkinsozoa; Perkinsida; Perkinsidae. Bases 20 to 580 code for a protein of 186 amino acids. The record is from RefSeq and is a predicted model, not a curated record. The transcript has 3 exons.
AGUUGUUAUACUGUUGAAAAUGCUAGAUUUUACAGCGAUUCAGGAGUGGGUUACCAAAAACCUUUCUACGAUCUUGCUCAUUCUAUUCGUAUUGUUCCGAGUGUGGACAGUUCGGAAGAGUCUCCAAGGUGGUGACACGGAAAAAGAGGUCCCUGGUAACAAGGUGGUUACCGUCGCUAACAUGGCCGAGUGGAAUGAGCGUCAGGAGGAAGCUAAGAAGAAUAAGAAGAUCAUUGUUGCUGAUUUCUUCGCUACGUGGUGUGGUCCUUGCAAGCGAGCGGCUCCAGAAUAUCAGCAGAUGAGCAUCGACUACGAUGAGAAGACUGUGAUGUUCUUGAAGGUCAACGUUGAUGCUGCAACUGAUGUUACGACAGCUAUGGGGGUGCGGUCCAUGCCGACAUUCAAGGUCUUUAAGGACGGUGCUGAGCUGAAGACUAUCACUGGUUGGGAUAAGGCUGGUAUGACCACUCUUUUGAACGAGAAUGGAGCGAAGCUGUUAUCCCCGGAGGAGAGAGAGAAGAUCGUGAAAGAAGCUGCCGCUGCUGCUGCUGCGAAUGCUGAGACUAAAAAGGAUCAGUAGAUUAUGAUAGAUUAAGAUUUUCCAAACCUUUCUGCGUUGA